Symsagittifera roscoffensis is the source of this 2677-nucleotide messenger RNA. RefSeq names its product abl interactor 1-like. The coding region runs from base 78 to 2054 and encodes 658 amino acids. The record is from RefSeq and is a predicted model, not a curated record. Gene Ontology annotation, cellular component: SCAR complex; actin-based cell projection; lamellipodium. Gene Ontology annotation, molecular function: signaling adaptor activity; SH3 domain binding. The transcript has a single exon. NCBI's taxonomy places the organism in Eukaryota, Metazoa, Xenacoelomorpha, Acoela, Convolutidae. Gene Ontology annotation, biological process: neuron migration.
GACAAUGCGAAGAUCUGUGAUCAAUUAGCACUCUUUAUUUAAUAUUUAUUGGCAAGUCCUAAUCAUAGUUGCCCACAAUGAACGGGCAUGCUUAUGAUCCUAUUCAGGUGCAGCAGUUACCUCAAGUAAACCCCAGUAAUAAUGACCCUUCUAUUGACAUUGCUCAUCUUCUCAACACGGAGAUUCCCAAGUGUCAGGAAACGCUUCUUUCGAGUCACCAAAAUUUAGACGUGUUGGCGACAUAUUGCGAUGAGAAAUACCAGGAGCUACCGAAUAAAGGACAGGUCUUAGAGCAAACGAGAGAAUAUUGCACUCAAAGUCUAGCAAGUGUGGCAUACCAGAUAAACAAUCUAGCCGGAAACUUCAUAGCGGUUCUGGAUCUUCAGUCUGCGCAUUUGGAAUCUUUGGAGUCGAGUUUGAAAAACAUUAACUGCGCUGUGGAUAUUCACAGAGAAAAGGUCGCAAGGCGGGAAAUUGGCAAUAUUACUUCAAAUAAGUCGGUCGUGAAUACCCAAGGAGCGAAGAUCAGAAAACCGGCAACUGAGUUGUCUCCUUUAAAGUAUUCAAGAAAACGAGUUGAUUUGUCAGAAUUGGAUAAUAUAGGACAUGGAAUUUCACUCAAGCAUGACGAACAGCCACUUGUUCAACGAAAGAGUUCAAUCAUGAACCAAAGUUUGAUUCAAGAUCAAAACUCAAUGGGUGGGGGGAGUACACUUUCGCGCUCGUCAAUUAAUACAACGCAUACUACAAUUUCCUCUUCGUCAGGCUUCGGAACAAUGUCUGGAACUGGGACACUACGCGGGAAACCAGUGUCUGUACCGGCUGCACCGACAGCACCGGAGUCGUACCAGCCGGGAUCUCUGGCUAUGAAGUCUCUUCAGAAGAAAUCCGAUAUAAACGCGCCGAAUAUUGAAUCUCUAGGUCUUCCGAUAUCGUAUGAGGAGCGAAACGCUUACGACAUGCAAAGAAUGAAUCGAAGCGAAACACAGCAAAGUGAUACGAGUAGUGUUGCGUCAGGUGGCACAGGAUCGGAUUACAAAUUUGCAGCCGAGGCUUUUGGUUACGGAGGUGGCGGCCAUUCGGGUUCGAACCGGCUUGGAAGUGUGGGGAGUUCGGGUACUGGCGACUAUCGUCUGAGAGGCGACGCGUUCCGAUAUACGUCAGAGAACCCAGCAGUUAUGCAACAGAAGCUAGGAAGAAAACCUUCGCAGACCUCACAAGCUGUGACGCCCAAUAUUCCAGAAGAUAUGGAAUACGUUGGAGGAGAGUUCAGACCGGUUAUAAAAGAAGAUCCGAAUCCACAGGACUUCAGCCCGUAUUCAUACUCACAACAGAGACCUAAUAUUAUGCGACCUCAAAUGCAGUUGCCGCCUCAUUUGGCGGGUAAUAAUCCCCAAUUUCAACAGCAGAAUCCUCAACAGCAGCAAAAUCAGAUGCAAAAUGUGAACAGUGGCAGGAUAAAUCAACAAUUUCAGCAGCAGCAACAACAACAACCACAAACACAGUAUAAUAUGGGUCAAGGUCAAAACAUGACAUCGCAAGGUCACAGAGCUUCAGUUAAUUCAAGCCAUGCAGCGAGCUCGCCAAUGUCACCGCCCAUAAUGCAACAAAUGCAUCAACAACAGCAAAUGAUGCAACAACAGCCACAGAAACAAGUGAAGAUUAUGCAACAGCCGCAAGUGACAAACUUGGCAGAUAUUUCGGCUAAUUUGAACCAGAAGCAACAUAACAUGCCCCAGCAUCAGAACCAGCAGCAUCAUCAGGCACAGCAACAACAUCUUAGUCAGCAACAUGGUUCGAAUAUUAUGGAUCCUCAAGUUGCGAAUACAAGAUACAACGCACCUCAGGCUCCCCCGAAUUUGGACAAAUGCGAGAAAGUUGUUGCUCUCUAUGACUACACGGCAGAACAAAGCGAUGAGUUGACCUUUGUCGAAGGUCAGAUAAUAUUUGUGAUGAAGAAAAAUGACGACGGAUGGUAUGAGGGUCUGAUGCCUCCGCACUACCAUCGCGGAUUGUUUCCUGGAAAUUAUGUGGAAACAGUACCGUCGAGAUAAAACAAAAGCUCAUAAAAGAAAACGAGAAUUCUUACUUCCGAUUUAUAUGGCAUGACGAUUGCUUCAGUCUUCAUUGGUUGCUUAAAAACUGUAUAAAUUUCAAUUUGUAAUGCGGUUUUGGCAUAUUUUUUUAAUCAAAUUUUCACCUAUGAUCCUUAAAUCUUGAUGGCAGUUAAUUGAUUUAUAGAUACUUAUAAAUUAAUGCCGGGCGUUGAUAAUAUUUAUAACAAAAAUCUAAUAGUUUCGUAGUUCGUCUAUCUUUUCUCUUGUCGAUGAUGUUACGAGUUUGGAACUGUUUUGAUGCAAUAAACUGAUUGGUUUGAUAGUCACAGUGCCUCUUUCACUCCAAUAAAGUAGUCUGUUUAUUUUUAUGGAUUUAAUCAAUUCGCAUUGUUUUUAAACAUUUGUUGAAAGCACGGCGUUCUGCUAGAGCUUUUCAAUUCAAAUAAAUCGUCUCGACAGUAUUAAAAAAAAAAUUCUGACGAAAACCAACCGAAAUGAUUGGUCAUUUGAAUGCAGAUUUCGGGUAUGUAGAUAGUAUUGAGUCGAGACAGUUCAUGCCACUUUCUCCUGUUUUUUGAUUGAUGACAAUGUCAAUUGCCAGCAUGAAUUCAAAUUUUAUU